AUGGCACUGUUGUUUCUUUUACUAAUUUUCUCAAAGGAAUUUUCGAACGUUGCUUCGGAGGAUUACUCCUCCGACAAUAGGACGCUAUCGCGAGGGAAGCGGUUCCUUCUCUUUCCUGUAAACGCUCAAUUACUGUUUACCGUAUCCGGUGGGAAAGCGUUGCUUUUCAAAGGCCCUGGCGGAUACAAUGUGAUCACUGAGUUGGACAUGUACCACCCAUUGCCAGACUACCGUAACCGACUGACGUCGCUGAGAUUGGGAGAAGUUUCUCUGUUGCCAACGGGUACAACGACUACAACUACGGCAGAGCCUACUGCGUACAGCAUGGACGAAACACCGUCUGCAAUGGAAGUGGAACAAUAUCUGAAGGAUCACCCGGAUGAGUGGACUCCACCCGACGCAGUCGGAUACAGUUCCGAUCGAUCCGAUUGGUUCCUACCGUGGACCGGUGAAAUCUAUAAUCCGCACGCAGAGGGGGAGUAUCCCGCAAGCAUGGAUCAUUUGGUGGGGCACUUUGAUCGAUACUUUCCACGGAAGAAAAGAUUCGCUGAACAGGACAACGACGACGACGGAGAAGGCUACGAGCACGAGAUGGAUCGUUUCAAUCUUAGUCAGCACCGCCACUGGGAGCACUUCUAUCACUACCGGGAUCGACGCGAGCUGUUUCAUGCGUUAGAACAGCAGGCCGGUGAUAGAACGAUCUGUGAGGUGCGAAGGUUGAACUUUCCUCCGAGUAGAUCGAUGAUAAUGGAUCUGGUGCAGAUUGUUUUUCGAAUACCACUGAGAGAGGAACUUCAUGAUGAGUAUAGUGCCGCCAUGAGGCAAGAAAGCCUGGAUUGUCAUCGGUUGUACGGUGAAAAAUGUCCGAUUAGCAUUUUUAAUCUGAUAUUAUUUGGUAAAUUUGUUCCAUAA
Molecule: messenger RNA, 912 nt
Organism: Sabethes cyaneus
Lineage: Eukaryota; Metazoa; Arthropoda; Insecta; Diptera; Culicidae
Exons: 4
Coding region: 1-912 (303 amino acids)
Source: RefSeq, a predicted model, not a curated record